UAUAAAUACACUAGGUUAAGUGAUAAUCACCGAGUGUUGCUCCACAAUAUUCUAUUAACCAACAACCCCAACCGGUUGUCCACCCUCACUCGUCAAUUAAAAAGGCAAUGAGUCUCCUAAGACUGUCCCGCCGUCUCCUGAAGUGUCAAAGCCCUCUGCUGGGCCUCCGGCCCCCGGAGGAGUGUCUCUCCCUGGGGAGAGUGUACCACCAGGCCUCCUUGGAGCACAGACCCCGCAAGUACCAGCAGAACAAUGAGGAGGAGAAAAUAGACGCAAUAGGCUGGAUGCUGAUCAUAAUCCCCAUAGGGACCUUCGCCCUGGGGACGUGGCAGGUCCAGAGGAGGCAGUGGAAGCUCCAGCUCCUCAAGGAUCUCUACGAGAAAGUGUCGUCAGAGCCCAUUCCCUUCCCCGAGGAUCCCCAGGAGUUGGCGAAGAUGGAGUAUCGCCCGGUGAGAGUCAAAGGGGAAUUUUUGUACGACAAGGAGAUCAGGAUGGGCCCCAAGAGCCUCAUUAUGGACGGCAUGGCUGUUGGUGAGAAGUCGGGGGGACUCAUGAGCACGACGGGCUCCACUGGGUACUGGAUCGUCACUCCUUUCAAACUUUACGAUCGUGAUUUAACGAUUUUAAUUAAUCGGGGCUGGGUGAAGGCGAGGAAGGGAAAAAUACCGGAGAGGGAGCUGGGGCAUGUGCCGGGGGUUGUCGAGCUCACGGGGAUCGUUCGACUCAACGAGGAGAGGCCGGUGUUCAUGCCCAAGAACACCCCGAAUGCUGGACUGUUCGUCUAUCGGGAUGUCUAUUCCAUGGCUGAGCUCACGGAUUCAGCUCCUAUUUUCUUGGACUUGGUCGCACGCGAUGGAACCCCUGGGGGCCCCAUCGCCGGACAAACUAGGAUUUCUAUGAGGAAUGAACACAUGAGUUAUAUUAUCACGUGGUACACACUGUCUGCGCUUACUGCGUUCAUGUGGUAUAGGCUGUAUAUUCUCAAGUUACCUUUAUGGUGAAUAAAGUAGUGUUCGUGUUGGGGGUAUUUAAA
Molecule: messenger RNA, 1033 nt
Organism: Diachasma alloeum
Lineage: Eukaryota; Metazoa; Arthropoda; Insecta; Hymenoptera; Braconidae
Gene: Surf1
Product: surfeit locus protein 1
Exons: 1
Coding region: 108-1001 (297 amino acids)
Biological process (GO): mitochondrial respiratory chain complex IV assembly
Cellular component (GO): membrane; mitochondrion
Source: RefSeq, a predicted model, not a curated record